Molecule: messenger RNA, 4832 nt
Organism: Quercus robur (English oak)
Lineage: Eukaryota; Viridiplantae; Streptophyta; Magnoliopsida; Fagales; Fagaceae
Product: putative disease resistance protein RGA4
Exons: 8
Coding region: 269-2416 (715 amino acids)
Biological process (GO): defense response to other organism
Molecular function (GO): ADP binding; protein binding
Source: RefSeq, a predicted model, not a curated record
CAUCAUGUGUUGUCUAAGUCUAACAAAAGAGUCCCCUCUUCACGCGGAGUCUUGAGUCUUUCUUGACUCAUGAUUGAGUGGUGAAGCUUUUAGUCACACCGAAUCAUGAUAGAGCUGUGGAAGCACUACGAAAAUUGGUAAAGCUGAACCUUCCUUAAUUUGGUCAGCGUGGUGCAAAUUCAAACUUAUUCCUUCUCCCACAUUUCGCAUUUCAGCUAGCUUUCUUGUGAUCUAUCUUUCAGCGUUUUCUUUCACCCACCAAGAAGAAAUGGCUGAAGCAAUCCCGUUUGGUCUUGCACGAAAGAUCAUUGAAAAAUUGAGCUCCACAACUUUCGAAGUGAUCGGAUCUAUCUGGGGUGUCAAAGAUGAGCUCGAAAAAUUGAAGAACACUGUUUCCACUAUUCAAGCUGUACUUCAAGACGCAGAGGAGCAGCAAGACAAGAAUCAUCAAGCCAGGGACUGGCUCAAGAAGCUCAGAGAUGCAGUAUAUGACGCUGAUGAUUUGUUGAGUGAUUUCUCUACUGAAGACUUGCGACGAAAGGUGAUGGGUGGUGAGAAAAUUGUUAACAAGGUACGCACUUUCUUUUCGAGCUCAAACCAAAUUGCUUUUCAUUUUAAAAUGGCUCACAAAAUAAAGGGCAUAAGGGAGAGACUUGAUGCAACCGCAAAUGAUAGGAACAAAUUCCAAUUGAUAGAGCAUCCUUUACAAACAAAGGUGAGGGAGAGGGACCAAACUCACUCAUUCGUACGAGAAGAAGAAGUUGUUGGGAGAGAAGAGGAUAAGAAAAUGAUCAUAGAAUUAUUAUUGAACAUAGAUGUGGAAGAGAAUGUCUCGUUCAUAUCCGUAGUGGGAAUCGGAGGGUUGGGGAAGACCACACUUGCUCAAUAUGUAUACAAUGAUGAGAAAGUGAGGAGUUAUUUUGAGUUGAAGAUGUGGAUAUGUGUCUCUGAUGUCUUUGAUGUGAAAACAAUUGCUGAAAAGAUAAUUGGAUCUGCAACCAGUAUGAAACCUGAAAUCCUUGAUAUGGAUCAUUUGCAAAAUAAACUUCGCAAAGAACUCAACCAAAAGAAGUACUUACUUGUGUUGGAUGAUGUAUGGAACAGCAAUGAGGAAUUGUGGUGUAACUUAAAAAGACUAUUGAUGGGUGGCGCAAAGGGAAGCAAAGUGGUGAUAACUACACGGACCAAAUUGGUUGCAGAAAUUACCAGCACAGUCUCACCCUAUUUUCUAGAAGGCCUGUCAAUUAACCAAUCUUGGUCUUUAUUUAAGCAAAUGGCAUUUCAAAAAGGGCAAGAUACCAUUGAUCCUAACAUUGAAGCGAUUGGAAUGGACAUUGUACAAAAAUGUCAAGGAGUGCCUCUUGCUAUAAAGGUGAUAGGAAGAGUAUUAUACUUCAAAAAAACAAAGGAUGAAUGGUCUUAUAUCAAGGAUAAUGAAAUUACAAAUGUAACUCAAGGAGAAAAUGGUAAUGGUAUUUUACCAAUUCUAAAAUUGAGUUAUGAUCAUCUCUCAUCACAUUUAAAGUGUUGCUUUGCUUAUUGUUCAUUAUUUCCUAAAGAUUAUGAGAUUUCAAAGUUAGCAUUAAUACAACUAUGGAUAGCACAAGGAUUUAUCCAAUCAUCAGAUGAAAAGGUACAAUUAGAGGAAGUUGCUAAUGAGUAUUGCAUGGAUCUACUUUGGCGAUCCCUCUUCCAAGAAGUCAGAGAAGAUCGCUUAGGGAAUAUAACUCUUAAAAUGCAUGAUUUAAUCCAUGAUCUUGCACAAUCAGUCUCAAGGAUCGAUUGCACACUUGUUAAUUCCAAUGCAACAAAUAUUAACGAAGAAGUUCGUCAUUUGUCAUUUCCAUUUUACAAUGCUUCAUUCUUUGAGAAGAAUUUAAGCCCAUUAGUUAAAGCAAAGAAGAUACGUACACUUAUUUUGACGUCCAAUCACCAGUUCUAUAAUAAGAAAGGAGAAGAAGAAUCUACACUCAAAAAACUUAUUACUAGCUUUAAAUGCUUGCGUGUGUUAGACCUACACGGCUUAAGAAUUACGACAACACCGAAUUGUAUAGACAAGUUGACAUAUCUAAAGUACCUUGAUCUUUCCAAAAAUGACAUUGAAGUUCUCCCUAAUUUUAUUAUUAGGCUGUUGAAUUUGCAAACAUUAAAGCUCUCUGGAUGUCGGAAGCUUAAAGAAUUGCCACGAGACGUUCAAAAGUUGGUCAACCUCAAGCAUCUUAAUAUAUAUUGUUGUGACAGUUUGACUCACAUGCCAUGUGGAUUAGGGCAAUUGACUUCUCUUCAGAUGUUACCGCUCUUCGUUGUGAGCAAGGACCCUGCAGCUUUCUCCUCCAAUCAUUCUGGAGGACUAUUCGAAUUGAACAAGCUAAACAAUGUGAGAGAGAACUAUGUGUUAAAAAUUUGGAAGGGGUGAAUGCAGUAGAAGCCAAAGCUGCAAAUUUGAAAGACAAGCAGAAUCUUAGAAAUUUGAAAUUAAGUUGGAAUUGGGAGGGUAAUGAUGGCGUAGACGUUUGUGAUGAGGAAAACUUGUUAGAAGGUCUCCAGCCACACCAUGCUUUAAAAUUUUUGCAUGUGGAAGGGUAUAUGGGUGUGAGAUUUUCGAGUUGGCUUCCUUCCCUAACAGGUCUUGUUAAUCUAAAAAUAUGGAAAUCUAAGGUUCAACAUCUACCACCAUUGUAUCAACUCCCCUCUCUUCGAUAUCUUGAUCUUCGAAGUAUGAUGGAUCUAGAAUACAUAUCUGACAGGGAAAUCACUAAUGAGGUUUCUGAUUUAUUGGCGUCAUCAUCAACAACAUUUUUCCCAUCCUUAGAGUCACUACAACUUUUAGAUUGCCCUAAUCUAAAAGGAUGGUGGAGGACGGAUAUUGUCAAGGUCAAUUUUGAUAAUGAUCACAACAAAGUGGCAAUAACAACAUCAACAUCAAGUCAUCAAAAUCUGCCAUCCUUUCCUUGUCUUUCUUAUUUGCAUAUCUCGAAUUGCAGUAACUUGACUUGCAUGCCGAUAUUUCCUUCUCUUGAAGAUAAGCUAGUACUGAGUAAUGCAAGCUUGAAGCCAUUACAACAAACAAUGACAACGACAAUGAAUAUGACAGGAGCCUCUUUGCUUCCUUCCUCCCCUCCUCUCUCCAAAUUAAAGUAUAUUUCUUUGAUUCAGAUGCAGGACAUAGAGUCUCUGCCAGAGGAAUGGCUGCAAAACUUGACUUCUCUUGAAUAUCUAAAGAUUUGGGCAUGUCCUAGACUAAAAUCUCUGUCCCGAUUUACACAUCUCACUUCCCUUAAGAGGCUAGAGAUUUGGGAAUGCGAGGAGGUUGAUCUGUUUGGUAAUGAGAGUGAUAAUGGCACACAAUGUGUUACCACUUUGCAAGUGAUUAAGAUUUCAAAUGUUCCCCACUUGAUUACAUUACCGGAGUGGAUGGCAAUUUCACAUCACUUCAAAGGCUUAAAAUUAAUGAAUGCCCCAAUUUGACAUCACUUCCCGAAGGGAUCAAUAAACUCACAUCUCUUCAAAACAUUGAAAUUUUUAGAUGUCCCAAUUUGAAAUCACUUCCCGAAGGGAUCAGCGACCUCACAUCACUUCAAAGGCUUGAAAUUAACGAAUGUCCUAAUUUGUCGUCACUUUCUGAAGGAAUGCACCACCUCACCUCUUUACAAAGCCUGAGAAUCAAUAAUUGUCCCCACUUGAAGGAAAGAUGCCAGGAGAGAAUUGGUGAGGAUUGGCCUAAGACUGCUCACAUCCCAUUUUUUCGAUAUUAUGGUUAAGGAUUAAAUUCUUGUUCAGCAACCAACAUGCUUCCACGUCUUUGGGCUCUUGCAGAGACAUCAAUGGUAGCUAGUUAUCUUUUUUGCAAGAACAAUUCAAACUUUGCUAAACUUUAAGAUGGUCAGAUAUUUCUCAAAUUUUAUCUUUACUUAUGCUAAUACUCUUGAGACGAUAUUAAUAGUGGUGGAUCUAGCAGGUUGUGAAAAAGAACUCCAUCGAUUCAAUGAAGGAUUCACAGGCCCUAUGCUAACAUGUGCGGCUCACAUUUCUGCAUCAGCUGGAAGGAAUGGAGAGCUGGGAACAACAUGCAAGGCAUGCUCAUUAGCUGUUUGAGAAGGGUGUGAUAAAGAACCCCACCAAUUCAAUGAAGGAUUUAUGGCCUUAUGGGCCCUCCUAGAUUAUGCCAACAUGGUUGCAUAUUAUUUCUAUCCAAUAUAGAAAAUUGGAUUUUGAAGAAUUUUGAGGCUGCCAUAAGUGUGCAUCAGCUGGAAGGAAUGGAGAGCAAAAAAUAACAUGCAAGGCUCUUGCAAAGGCAUUAACUGUAGCUCAGUUAGCUUAUUGGUGGGAACAAUUCACACUAUUAAGGCCUGGCAUAAGAGGUUCACUCUAUGCAAAACUUAAAUGGGUGUGAUAAAGAACUCCACUGAUUCAAUGAAGGAUUCACGGGACCUAGAUUAUGCCAACAUGGUACGUUUUAUCCAAUGCAGGAAUUGGAUUUUGAAGAAUUUUUUGAGGCUGCCAUGAGUGUGCAUCAGCUGGAAGGAAGGAAGAGCGGGGAACAACAUGCAAGGCGCGCGUAUGAGCUGUUUGAGAAGGAUGGGAACAAACCAAUUAUGACAGGAGGAACUUGCUCGUCACUUUCGAAGGGCAAAUUUCGAUUCAAUUGCUUAGGAAUGCAUCCAUUAUUAACUGAUAAUGGUUCUUUGAUUAUGUUUUCCUAAUGGUAAGUUGGCAACUCAUAGUAACUUGGUUGCUAUAUUGGUAUUUGGAAAUUCUUUUGCUUGGAUUUUGGGUUAGUUUCUAAUUGAGAUACUUGACUGCUUUUAGUUUUUUCCUGGCUUAAAGAGAUA